Falco peregrinus (peregrine falcon) is the source of this 25271-nucleotide messenger RNA. It is a transcript of the gene PURG, whose product is annotated as purine rich element binding protein G. The transcript is spliced from 2 exons. Gene Ontology annotation, molecular function: purine-rich negative regulatory element binding; DNA-binding transcription factor activity, RNA polymerase II-specific; RNA polymerase II transcription regulatory region sequence-specific DNA binding. Lineage: Eukaryota; Metazoa; Chordata; Aves; Falconiformes; Falconidae. The coding region runs from base 129 to 1139 and encodes 336 amino acids. Gene Ontology annotation, biological process: regulation of transcription by RNA polymerase II. Gene Ontology annotation, cellular component: nucleus. The record is from RefSeq and is a predicted model, not a curated record.
GGCGGGGGUGCGCCAGCCCGUGGCUCUGCGCGGCGGGGGGGGCGGCGGGGCCGCCGGCUGCGGGCGGUGGCGGCGGCGGCGGCUGAAGGGCAACGGCGGCGAUGGGCGCUGUGGGCUGAUUAGUAAAGAUGGAAAGAGGGAGAGGAGGAGGAGGAGGAAGGAACCUGGGAGGCUCUGGCCUGCACAGGAGCAUUUAUUCCCAGUCCCAGCAGCAGUACCAUUACCCGGCCUCCUCCCAGGGGGGCUGCAUGGAGAUCCAGGAGCUGGCCUCCAAGAGGGUGGACAUCCAGAAAAAGCGAUUUUAUCUGGAUGUGAAACAGAGCUCCCGAGGCCGCUUCCUGAAGAUCGCCGAGGUUUGGAUAGGAAGAGGCAGGCAGGACAACAUCAGGAAAAGCAAGCUGACCCUCUCCUUGUCCGUGGCUGCCGAGCUGAAGGACUGCCUGGGGGACUUCAUCGAGCACUAUGCCCACUUGGGCCUGAAAGGCGGCCAUGGUCACCGGCACGAGCACAGCAAUGGCAAAGAGCAGCAUCCCCGGAGGCGACAGCAGCACCCGCCGCCUUCGCCUCCGGUGUCUGUCGGCUCCGAAGAGCACCCUCACAGCGUCCUCAAAACGGAGUACAUCGAGAGGGACAACAGAAAGUAUUACCUGGACCUGAAGGAGAAUCAGCGAGGGCGUUUCUUGCGGAUUAGACAAACCAUGAGUAGGGGACCUGGCAUGAUGGGUUAUUUUGGUCACAGCCUGGGACAGGAGCAGACGAUCGUCCUUCCAGCGCAAGGGAUGAUUGAGUUCAGGGAUGCUUUGGUCCAGCUGAUUGAAGAAUAUGGCGAGGGGGACAUAGAGGAUCGCCGGGGGGGAGGCGAUGAGCCCCCGGAGCUCCCUGAGGGCACCUCCUUCCGAGUGGACAACAAGCGCUUCUACUUCGACGUGGGAUCCAACAGGUACGGCAUUUUCCUGAAGGUAAGUGAGGUGAGGCCGCCCUACCGUAACACCAUCACGGUUCCAUACAAAGCAUGGACACGGUUUGGGGAAAAUUUUAUCAAGUACGAAGAAGAGAUGAGGAGAAUUUACAACAGCCAUAAAGAAAAAAGAAUGGAUGCCAGAGGGGACAGUGGUGAAGAGCAAGAGGGUCUUGAAUAGAGUGCAUUGGACUGGCCACCUGGCAAAAUAAACAAAACAAAACAAAACAAGCAGAAAUUGGUGAGAGGGACUGACCUAUAGUAAUUUCAAGUUGCCCCAUUUUUUUGUAAAGUCCUUUUCUGGUAGUUCUUGCUAACUCCAGUAUGUAAUGUUAUAGGAGUCUGGUUAUCACGUUAAAUUACGCCCAAAACAUCUCCGUAUGUCUUUUGAAAGUACCAACCUCCCGAGUCCGUAUGAGUCAGCUGCUUCGAGUGUUGAAGACUAUGGAAGUACGCUUAUCAGCACAAAAAAAGUCCGGCACUCUGACCUUUAAAUAGUCUAGAUAAGGCUUGUGUUGCACUUCAAUGUGAUACAAAAAAAAACAACCCCAAAACACCAAACCCAAACCUUAUGCUGGAAUGUAUCCGUUUCUGCUUAUGACAGGUUUUCCGGGACUGAAUUCUGCCUGUACUCGGUCAAAAGGCUGAGCAGCAUAGCUGUAGGGCAUUAACGACAAAAGUCAGCUUCAUGUGAAUUGCUGGUAUGCAUAUGAGGAGAGGUAGAGGUUUCAAAAUUGGCAUCUGCUGGUUAUUGGGUUGGAAAUGAUAGUCUGUAUGGGUAAAACCUCGAUAACUGGUCAGACCUUAGUAGUGUGCUGGUGAAGUGUGGAAGACGUGUUACUCGUUUUGUAGUUUUGUGCUGACCAAAUAACCCCAGUAUCCCAGGAUAGCGAAGCUCUACUCGAGUGCUAAGCUUUCUGAAUUAGUGGCAAUGAAUAAUAACCCACUCCUCAUCUACAUGUUCUGCCCAUGCGAGGCUGCUGAUUUUUUUAUUUUUAAUGCAUUUGUCCAAAAUUUCAAAAUGUAUUUUUGUUUUAAGCGUGGUUAUGGGUUCCAGCAGCGGGUGGCUGUGGAGCGGGUAUUUGGAGGUGGAGGGACCGCUGUGACUGGGGUGCCCAACUUCUCUCCCAAACUUGAGAUUAAUGCAGUUGUGAUGUUACCCGUGCAAGGAAAACACCCGGGUGUUUUAUUCCUGCCGAUGCGAGAAAGACCUUGGGGGGUUUGGUGCACCACUGGAUUCGUAUCGAAAGGCAUCCCUCUCAUGUUUACCCAUAGUGCGUUUUGGAAGCCAUGGUUAACGCCAUGUCGGGUUUUCUGUUGUGUUGAUUUUACAGGUGUUGUUGUUAGGAGGUAAUAUCCGUGCUCCGCCAUCGCCCCCUUCCCACCCACCCAGCGCUGGGGCUGCCAUCAAGCAAUUCGACCUAAUCACCCACCACCAGGUUUCAGUGUUGUCCCGCUGACGUCUCUGUAAUGUAAAUUUUACAUCUCGUGAUAUAAACUCUCUGCCUGGAGGGAAAAUGUGUACAAUUACCUGUUUGGGAGGUUGAUGAAAGGUUUUGAAAAUUCUUUGUUGUUUCUUAAAACAUGAGUACUUAUAACCUAAGGGGCUUUUCCAGCCUUUGGGCGACCAGCUCCUUCCCCUCCAAAACCAGUGGGAGUUUGAUUGAGCUCCAAGUACUCCCAGUAAUGUGUUGCCCACCUUUACGAAUUUUUUUGAAGUAGGCUUUACUGUGUCUAACCAGAUAUUUAUAAUUGUUUGAAUUGUUUUUUUCAAGAGUGGCCUAAUGCACGUGGACCAGCUAUUUCUCCAUGCAACCAGUACACGUUUUCCUUUUUUAAUUUUAAUUAUUGAGAAACAUAUUUAUCUCCAACCAGACCAUUCAUUGCUCUUAGCCUGGACCCACCUGCAUGGCCAUGCUCACUCCGAAUGCUAUUACCUGUUAAUGUCUUUAACCAUAACAAGAAAAGUUGGGGAGGCAGGGUUGGGAACCAAGAGGAUAAUCUGGACUUUAGUUUGGGUACUAAAACUAGUUGAUCUGUUUUAACUUAAAAAAAAUAAAUAAAAAAAAAAAAAAUAAAAGCUUGCACCAAAGUCACCAAAGAACCUUUAGGAAAAUGUUACGGUUGUGACAAGAAGUAAGAAAGUUAAUUUCACUGUUUUAGGUGAUUCCCCCUUUAGGUAAAACCACACAUAGCAGUUAGAGCAACCAAGCCUUUGGCUUAGUGUCAAAAACUUCCAUCCAUUUCUGCGUAGAUCACUCUUUCAGGUACUUUUUCAACUCUCGGAGAGAUGUUCUCACUCCACCACUUGAACAGCUAGCGGACCGUGAUGAAUCAGCUGGGGGUUAGGUGGAGUACUGGUUCAUCGUCGCUCUUAGGGCUUUGGUCCCAAUGGUUUUAACAGGUCAAUUAAAAAAAACACCAAAACCACCGUUAAAAUAACUCUGCAUCCUAUUACUGGUGUGAAACCAGAGUUUAAUGAAUGAGUCCUUGAUGCGUACGUUAGCGUAUCGCUGACUGCUGCUUCCCGUCACAGUGCCUGAAGUAAAAAAUUAACUUUUAUUCCAACAAACCGGAGCUAUGAAUGUACAAACUUUUUAUGCUCUCCUUCCUGUUUCUACGUGGCAUUCCUCCCCUACGAGCUUGACAUCUCCCUGUCCCAGCCUGCCUUUGCUUCAAGGGAUCAUAAAAGCUCCUACGUUGGAAUUAACCCGAGUGACCGCAUGUGUUGUAAGCGAUCAUGCCUUCCCAGUGUUCCUGUAGCGUUGGUGAGGAAAAUACUUGCGAUGGGCAAAUCGAUUGGAAGGGAUAUUUUCUUCACUGUUUUAAAAGAAAAAAAAGAUGUGAAAUGGCUUUCCUUAUUGCUGAACAUUUUUUUGAAAAACCCUUUGUCUUUUGUUAAUUAAUUGGCCUUCCGAUGGCAUUAGUUUAUUGUAAAUAUCACCCAGGAAUUCAGCGUCUGCUGGCUGCCGGGUUGGGCGCGGUUCUGGCAUGCAGGUAUUCCAUAGGAUCCACUAAUGCAUUUACUCCCCCGGCACGGGAUGCACCUUAGUAUCCAAAACUGGAUCAGGAUCUUCACGUUCAUAGCCCAUCACCCAUGGGUAAACCACUAGCCACGCGGGUUUCCACCAGGAUGGAAAGCGCCGAUGUUUGCAGAUGUUGUUGUUGGAGGGUAAUACAGACUCACUCGAAAUGUAGCAAUGCAAGACUUUAAAGGUGAUAUUUGGAAACGGGUUCCUUGUUAUUUUUGGCAGUGCGUCUUCAGCUUCCGAGGACGGCGAUACUGUGGGCUGCUCACAUGCAGAAAGGCCCAUGGAGAUGCUCAGGAGCACCAAAUCCCUAAUGCAUCUUAAGUGUUUGUUCCUGAUGCCCUGAAACUGCCAUGUCCCUUAAACUUGAGAAAACACAAAGCUUAUUUGCACUAGAAAGAACGGCCAAAAACAAUCCUUGGGAGGACAGGGUGAAGAGCACCAGUCUGAACCUCUUUUUCUCAUGAGAGAAUUUCCUGUUCAAGCCCUCACCUCUGUUUCAAAAUUGUAUGGUCCCGGCAGAAAGUCUGUCAGUUCAAUAACUAAAUUGUAAUGCACUUUAUAUUGUGUAAAUAAUACUAGGAGCACAUUUCUGCUCCCGCUCUGGUAAGGGGAUGCUUUGGUAACGUAGUCUAAUGCUGAAAGAAGCCGUCUCCUGCAUGCAUGUGUCUGUUAGAGACCUAUCGUACUUGCUCGGUCCAGCUCCACUCGUAUGUUAGAGGAGGACAGGCACUAUAUUGAGGAUCCUCUCAAACCACCAGGAGUGGGAUGAUUUCUCUUUUUUUAAGUUUUUAAGCGAUUUGCAGAGCUGCUGAGCAUCCUCAGCUCCGCUGUCGCUGCAGCUCCUCGCCCCUUCUGCAAAUUGGCCCCCCGGCGUUGCUGCUUUUCACGUAUAGUCUUGAUAAAGCUGAGUCCAGCAGCUUCUUCGUACUUGCCUUUCCCCGCUGCUGGCACAGAAGCUGGGACAAUCCCUAAAAAGCUUAUCCUGGGUGGAAGGGGCUGCGGGGGCUUCCCCUGCCUUGCACCUGGUGGGGGGUUGCAUUGAGUGCAGCCUGUCCAGCCAGCUUUCUUGGCAAAGCACAGAGACAGGGGCGUGCUAACGAAGGAUCGGGAAGUGUUCUGCACUGGUGCGGUGAGGGUCACCCACCGGGUGUUCCGGAGGGGAUGGCAAAAACCUGCUGUCGCGGGUUCAUCGCGUCGAGUCUGGAUGACAGACUUUACCCAGCAAGAAGCUGCAGUGGUUAUUGGUAAUCUACUCGUCGUCGUAAGUGUUUCUUAUCUGUAUCCAAUAUAUACAAGUUCAUAUUCACAUAUAGGCAUUAAUAUAUUUAUGUGAGUAUAAUGUAGCCUGUAGUAGUUCGUAGUAAAACAAUCUUAUUUAUCUGAAGUACACAGUCUAAAGAGGGGCCAGUUUUCUCCUACUACCAGUCUGGAUAAACGCGUUAUUUCACAGAGAGAUGGUUGCAUGCUGUUUGUCACGGCCCUUGUAAGAUUUCUGCGUCUAAGCGCUCUCAUCCCUUAGGUUUUCGGCAAAGCUGCAAGGGAAUAUGUAGUCAGAAGAAGGCAGAACUCUUCCUUGGAGGCAUCCUUGAGGUGAGGUGAGAGCUGUAAGGAAGAGGCAGCUGCAGGUACUGCUGGCCACAUCGUGUUUCAAUGCCAUUUUACAACCCCUGCCUUUGCAAAUCUCUAGUACCAUGUUCAUAAAAUUCCAAGCAGAAGUAUUAAAAACCCCUCCGUUAUGCAAAAAAAAAAAAAAAAAAAAAAAAGCAAGCAAUUACCAAAAUUAAUGUCAACACACUUUCUUUUCUGCUAAAGGUGUCUUAGUCUAAUGAUUGCAUCGUUUUUCCCCCUCCCAUGGCCUAUUGAAGUGACCUAAACUCACAAGGAAGGGAGUUAGUAGUGGUUAGGAGCCUACCGCUUGCUUGUCUUGCAGCCCUUUUAAUCAAACAUGGUAAUUUUUAUAGCAGAAAAAGGUUUAUUAUUGUGUUUCUAUUGGGCAGAUUUUGCACCAGGUCAAAAAUUAAUUAGUAAGUGCUUUUAGUUCCAUGGCAUUCCUACUUUUGCUGUACAUACAGUAUAUAUAUAUUUAAUUUAUAAAAUAAUUAUUCAGGAAGAAUAUGCCUUCUGUUUAAUUUUUUGUGCUGCUUCCUCCACAAUUAAGAUGCCCUGUAUUUUUCAUGACUUGACGUAUUGUGAUGUCUAAAAUUCACCUUUCCCCUCCUACCCCUCCAUUCCUUUCAAGAAAAAGUUGUAUUUGAAAUAAGGAGUUUAUCCAAGUAAGAGUGGGAAUAAAGGCUACCCUUGACGUAAGCUACUUGCAUAAACCGGGGCGAGGCUGUCACCCCAUGGCCUCUGCUGAACCAAAUCGUCCCUCCGGCGCUGAUCCCGCCGGUGUGAAUGGUGGUAUUGGGGAGCAAAGCUUGUCCGGCAUAUCGGAGAUUGCUUGGGAGAGAGUGAUACGUCCCCAUAGAUACCCAGCAGGCUGGGACCACGGACCUUGUCCCCUUGAUGGGCGUGUUGGGGAUGGCUUGAGGUGGCAGCAGGUUUAAGCUGGCCUCGUACCUGCAGAUGAUGCCUUAUACGUGUUGUUUCCCGGCUGUAGGGCAUAGUCUCCACUGGGCAGUGGGUCUUUCAUCUUUACAUUAUUAAUGCUAGCAUCGUGAUGUCUUCUGUUGAGCCCUCUGUCCUUUCCCUUCCAUCUGGAGUCGUUAAAAUUUCAUUGUGUAGAUGCAAAAGCAAGCAAAUUUGAGCACCUGGAGAAACAAGAUUCACCCGUUGGGCUUUUUUCUUCUGGGUAGCAGUGGAACCCGUGCAGGACCGUGGCUUGUGGAGAGGGUCUCGGUCGCCCUCCGCAUCCUACACGUGUGCAGUUCGUGAUCGCUGAGCCCGUCAGUGUUGCAAAAUCACGGCUGUAAACAUUCGGGGGUGAUCCGGUCUUGCCUAAAACCGGCUGAAUUCUGUCAUGGCCACAGGAAAAAAGCCCCGGCUAGGGGCCAAGGUGCUUCUGGAGUUGCGUGUUUUGGAAAAAGCUAAAGCCAAAUCUUUUGCCGCUCUGUUUCUCCAAAAUCUGCAGAAACUUUCAUGGGCUGACACCAAUUUUUCUUCCUAAUAUUUUGUCACACCUGUGUUCAUUUUCCCACCUGUACCUCCAUAAAGGCAGCAGUAUUUUAAACCAUUGAGGUAAAAUAAAACAUCAGGAACUCCUGAUAGAUGAUGUAGAUUAAAAAUAGGUUUUCCAGAAAUGUCAAAGCAUAAAUUGAGGUUUCAGAAGACGGAUGUUGUUUUGGCAUUGCUGUGAUGAUGUAAUUAGAUCAUUCCUUCCACAUGCUGAGGCAUUAUCAAAAAUGUGAACCCACAGCCUUGGGGUUCUCUUAUAUACAUGAACUUCUGUAAAGGCGUACGCUGGAUGUGUACCUUCUGGCCUUUUCAUGCUUGUUGGACGUGUUCCGUGUUUGUACUGUAUCCAGAGGUACUGGCCUAGCCUUGAGGUGCCUGGUCACCACCCCAAUAAAACCAUCAGUAAUGGUUUGCUGAUUCAUCUUCCUAAUUUGAUAGGCUACCUCAAAAUGCUUGGGGUGACGUAUGGAAAUUGCUAGUUCUGUGCAGAGUAGCCACUGUAAAUAAAAAAAAAAAGACAUAUUCCAUCUUUUAGGUGUUUCAGACCCAUCCUAGGUACUAGUAUUCAUCAGGGCAGGGUAGUGGCUCCUGCCUUGGAAUUGUUGGUUGGUGAUGCAGCCAGUCGGAUGGGUUUCUUAACUGCCGGGGGGGAGAUCCAUUCCAGAGGCAGAAGGAGUUUGUGUCUAGCUGUUUUUUCAUCUUGAUCAUUUGCCACACAGAUUAAUUGGAGGAAAAGAUUGCCCUUUGUGUGGGUUGCUGGAAGACGACUAAAGCUAAGGCUCUCUGCCCAGCCCUACUAAGCACAGGGCUGAGAUAACAUCUGUGAAUUUAUAUGUGACGCAAAAAUUAAAAUAGAGAGAAGGGAGAGAGGAAUAUUAAAUAUACAUAUAUGCAUAUACAUACUAAAACUUGUAAUUUCCCCCCCUGCUUCUAACAGGUCCUUCCCUCCUGAAAAGUUAAAAUGUUAGCUGUUGUCUUUUCUGUUUUCCAUGUUGGAGAUGUUCAACAUGCAAUAUGAGCAGGGAGACAGAUUUCACAAGCAAUAUCAAUGCACUCUGCUAUUAACGUUAAAUCUUUACACUACAAAUCGCGUGCAAUAGAAUCUGCAUUUCAAAACAGCAGAGAGUAUGUGAGAUAAAAUACACGGGUUAACCUCAGGCUCUUACAAGUAUUCCCAUCUGGUCGUUGUUCUGAGCACAUGUUGUUGGCACGAUGCGGAGGGAGAGGGGGAGUAAGAGCAGAGAUAAAGUGCUUCCCACCGAGGCAGAGGAAUGAAAAGGCAGGAGGGGGUGGAGGGAAGCGGGGACAAGGUUCGUGCUCCAGGGAAUCUGGAAGCAUGAUGUUGGUGUUGUCUGUGGUAGGAGGAAUAGGUGGCACCAUCAGCGCUGGAGUCCUGCGGAGCUGGGGAAGGAGGCAGAGAGCCUGGAUCCUAACGCUCCUCUUGGCAGCCAGGGUAGGUCUCUUUGGCUGGUUCUCCUCCCCCUUUGGGGCACAUCUGUCCAGCAGUGGCACACUCUGUAAGCGCUGAAUCUUGCCGACAGACCCGUCGGGGCCAAGUGAGACCGACAGAUGGAGUUACUGCUUUUGCAGCUUGCUUUUCAAUACUCAAUUGGCUUGGCUCUUAAUGUGCUGGGAGCUUGCCCAGGAAUACCUGCAGAAGCUUAGGGGAGUGUACAAGCGUUGGUGGCCUGUAAAGUUUGCCAAUGCCAUCCCAAUUUAUGGAUGCUUGCAUGAGUUUCUCACCGGAGCCUUGCUCUGCACGCUGCUCUGCCUGCCUCCUGCUCCAGGAACUAGCCAGGGCUGUUUGACAGAGGGUUAUGAUCAAUGGGGCAGCUGCUCUUUGCCAUCGCAAAAGAAAGGUGUUGGUGAAGGUUGGAGGGGAUCAGAGGGCAGGAAAGCAGCUUUCAAAAAACAGACUCUGUGCCUGUCUUUGCAAAGGGGUUUGUGUAAUUUUGAACAAGACUCUUUGCAGAUGAUCACCACUUGUAUUGCCUUUGUUUUCCCGGGCACUGGCGUUGGUACUCUGAGGUCUGAUGUGGAGAAGCAGUCGGUGUUAACAGCUGUUGAAAGCUUGUGCCUUGAACGAGUGAAGUGCUGUAAUAAUUGCGAGGACUCUGGAAAAGCUGUCAGUAUCUCAAGCUGGGCCUCCUGAUAAUGGAGACUGGAUCACUUUGGCUUUAUUCUGCCUUUGCCUAUGUUCCCUACAGAUAAAACGGUGUGAAUGAUACCUCCCUACCUCAAAGGGGUGUGAAAAAGACAAGUUCAUUUGGAGUUAAGAGUUUUGGUGACGAUCUGGUAGUGAUCAGUACUGAUGAUCUCCAAAAACAAAACAAGAAGAAAUCUGGUGUGAAACAUACUGAGUAGAUACGUGUGCAGUGUUUGGAAGGUACACGUAGGUACGGCUUGGACUGUGUACAGACUGAUGAAUGAAAAAGAAACCUAUAUGCUGGAGGAGGAGGGAAAGCUGUAAGAGAUUGCGUAAUUAAGCUGUCUAUGCAUAUGUCUGAAGCAGUUGGAAUUAAGGUUACUCAGAUAAUCCUUAGUUCUGGCACUUCCUGACCUUCGAUUGCUCGCUUUUCCAACUUUUUUUUCUCCGCUGUUGCAUAUGAAGUUGUAUCAGUGUACUGUUCGAUAACACCGGGUUGUUGUUCAAUAGAUUUGGGUUUUCAAUCCUGAAUGGAGUCUCACAAGCCUUGCAAGAACUCCUCCACCUCCAACUUCCCUUCCAAGAAGGAGGAAAGACCAAAGAAGUCUUAAGGGCGAGGAGGACAGGAGGACAUUGUAGGUGUGGUAUUACAGGAGACCGGGCAGGGACCCCAGGAGAACACCAGGCGCAGUCCCCCGUUCACAGCUGGGACUAGCUAAACCUGGUCCGCUCCUCACACUGGGUUUCAGCUGGGCUGGCGUUCUGUAGUCUGCAGAAAGUUACAAAGGAGUAACCUACCUGAUUCUAAACUUAAAUUUCCAAGUACGAGGGUGCCUCUAAUGAUACAUUUCAGGGUCCACACAGCAAAAAGCAUCUAUAUCUUUCCCAAGUUGAACAACAUGGAAAAAAAUCUGUUUGUUUACAUCUCCAGUGAUGGAUAUUCCCUCCUUCCCCAAGCUGUUUCAGUGGCUCACCCUGCCUACUCUCAGACACUUUUCCUGGUGUCCAGCCCCUGCAUCCCUUGCUUCCAUCUAUUGUUUUUUGCCUUACAGGCCAUGCUCUCAAGAGGAGUCAUGGAAACAGUUUGUUCCCUUCCUUGCUGCAGCUCUUUUACAUAAUUAAAGAUGGUUGUCAAGUCUCUUCUGCAUCCUUUUCUAAGCAAAUACAAAGCUUUCCACCAUGGGUAGUUUUUAGCCCUCAUCAUGUUCUUGUUGCUUUCUGAUGAGUCUGUCUUUUUCUUGAAUCCAGAAUUACAGAAUCCAAAAUCGGGAGAGGUAUUUUCACUGUGAUUUUACCAGCUUCAGGUGGAAGAAUUGCAAAUGGUACAAGGGUUUCUGGGUUUUUUGGAACCUUUGCAUACUUGCUGCCUCCAGACCAGUUUGUAACUCUGUGUCCUCCCAGGUCCUCUUUGGCAGAGCUACUGCCAAGGCAGUCAUUCCUCACUCUCUGUCUGUACUGUAGUUCUUGCCCUUCUGUAAUAGUUUUAGAAAAUCCAGACUAUUAAAAUACACAUUUUCCACACAUUUUUCAGUAAAAAUCUUUUCUAUAUGUGAUGGGGUGGCAGAACACAAUCUAUCAUUCAUGCCUCUGCUUAUUUCUGAAUGGGACGUAGAAAAAGUGUCCCAUCAACAGGCAUUCUCCUAAACAUUAAAUAUUCUCCUAAAUACUAAAUAUUAUGACACUUUCCCCGUCUUCACAAUAGAAGCAGCAGCUCCAGCACUAACAAGAUACCUGUUUAAACACAACCGUAAAGAAUGCAUCUAGUGACAUUAUAAGCUCCUUGUGCCAAUUUGUUUGGAAAUACAGGCUUUCCUCUGUGUUCCCACAUCUCCAGGGAUUGUUAGAGAAAAGUGUAUUUCCAUCACACAAUAAUGUGAAUAGUCACCAAAAUAUUUACGUGGACUUUGCUAGCUUUAACUAGCCUUCCUCUCUGCUCAUGCUGCCUCUCCUGCUUCUUCUCCUACCAUCGUCAUCUGUGCUCAUGCUCCAUCUUCCCCUCCUCUGAAAUCUGUGGGCUCAUGAUUUUCCGCAGCAUUAGUUUGGCAUUGCUGUUACUUGUCUCUUACAAAUUGGGAUCUCAAAGCAAAACUGACCAGCACUCGAAUUUCAGCUUUUCACAAUCUUUCAGUAAAACACUCCACAGAAGAGCUCAUUCUGUUUUGAACGGAGUCAGAGCAUCAGGUCAUUAUCAGGACCUGGGGGAAAAAAAACCACCCAAGUAAGCAAGACAUUCAGCAUUGGCAUUCAGCCCCAGGUGGUUCUGUCUUCCACAGGGACGUCCUUCCAUCCUCCAGAGAAGUUCCAAGCUCCUCUGUUGAUUUCCUGGGUGGAGAGCUGCACGUUAUGUGGCUCAGAAAGCCUUCCAGCUACCCUGCCUUAAUGUGCUUGUGUCACCAUCUCCUUCCUGGUUGUGCUGCAAGCAGUGCCCACCCAGCCAUGCCAGAUAACUGCUUCAAGAAGUCUGUUUGUUGGUUGGUUUUUUUUUUCCAGCUCCCAGAAGCUUUGGCUGCACUGAAAGUUAAUUGGAUUUUCCUUAGUAACAUUUUUAUUGCGAGGAGAGCUGACAGUGUUGUGUAGGUAUAACUACAGAGAAGUUCCCCCUGUUCGUGCAGGUUCUCACACUGCUCUAUAAUCACUCGACACGUAUAGCCGAGCACUUUCCAGAAGUGCAUUUAAGUGUAUGACUAACAUCUGUCAAGCAGCAGUUGCUCUUUCUUUCUUACCCCCUCUUCCUAGGGGAAAAGCUGAAUGUGUCAAUGCAGUCCUGGUAUUUUUAACAUAAAUUAAUUAUCCCCGCUGUUCUGCAUUACCACUGUAAAGGGUGAGCUGAAGCACGCCGUGUGCUGAGAGCAGCAGACCCUGAUGGCUUCACAGCACAGGAGCAAACCUGAGGGCUCACGGUGGACAAAGUCUGGCAUUUGCAUCACUUCCACCGCUUCCGUCGGUAACUGGUGUUGAACAGGAGCUCUUUUGUCUCUGGAAGUUCCCCUUCAACUGCUGCUGUUUUGCAAAUGGUCAUUUUUGCUUGGAGCGUAGCGUGAAGGAGUUGGCUGUGCUGCUGGGCGGUUGGGAACUACCUGGUGUGAAAAGACUGUCUCUCCUCUGGGAAACUUGCAGGGGGAACCUAAAGCCCAGAGACAGCACGUAGGUUCAGGCAGAGGAGAGGUGGCGGAGUGGUACCCCAAUUCAAUGAAACUCAGUAUGCAGCCGACAGAUGUCUUUCUGUUUGGGAUGCAUUCACGAUAGUUGCUUUUGCUUUCCUUCCAGAUUUUUGAACACGCCCAAGAUCUUUAUAGCACUGGUCGGAACAGAUAUUUGCAAGGGAACUGAGCUGCCUCCGUCUCUUUGCUGAGAUGCCAGUAAACUCUGGAAAGAGUUUAUUGGGCUGGUGCCACUUUUAAAAGAGAUUUUCCCAUCCCAGCUAGGCAUCGCAGCAGGGAUGAGCAGGGGCUGUUGACAGCCAAGAACAGAGGGCAAGGCUUUGAUUCAGUUCUUUGCAGUAGUGUUUAUCCUAGAUCCUCUAACGUAGUGCAUGCCGAAUGCUUUUCUUCUCUCUUCACCUUUCCUGGCAGGAUUCUAGUGUGCCUGUGCCUAGCAAUUAGUCCUCCAAUCCAGGAGGGAUUUUGGAGCAGACAGCUGUGUUUCUCUGAGCUCCAAUGCUUUUGCAAAUUCACAAUGGUAAAUAUCAGGGGAAGAACUAAGCCCAAGGGCCAGCCCUAAAACUUUGUUUGACUAAACCAUUUAUGGGUUUCUAGCUUCUAAAAGCUCUCUGACAAGGGGGUUCUAUCAGCUGGUGUCAAUUUAACGUGUCUGUCUCCUGUUCCACCCCCAAUCAUGAAAAAUUAUUUACUUUUAAGUCCUUUGAAGCUGUAGUGUUGAUGCGAUCACUCUCCUUCCUGUCUGAGAUAUAAAAGGUUUUGUUGGACCCUUCCCAAAGGUUGUGUGCACAUCACUGUAGUUAGUGGUGAAGUUUUUUUAAUUUAAGCAUUUUUAAUAAUCCACCCCCACCCCCCCCACCCCCCAUCCUGGUAACAUUAGGGAUAGUUUUUUGGCUCAAACACUUAUAAAGCUGGGAAUAGGUACUGUUUCAGAAGGUGAACCAAACCUUGUGCCUUUUAUCUCAGAGCGUAUCCUUUAAACUGGCAUCUUAUUUCUUGCUCUUCUGGUUGCAAAACAUCGAGGUCACUAAAGCAGCAUGGGUAGCAACCCCUGUUGAUGUUUAUGUGAUUCAGUGUAUAGGGCCAUUUUCCUCUGGUUUUGCUCACAGGGCCCACUGCUGGUUGUGCCAUUCCUUUUGCCAGUUUGACCACUAAGAGUAUUUAUUGUUCUGGUUCAUGUCUCGUGGGCAUCCUGGCUGAAGAGCCCUAAAUAGGGUUUUUCCUCAGAAGUUCACCACCUUUUUUAAGCACUUGCUUAUGAACCUCUCUGGAAAUGUUGUGCAAAGCCCAGACGUGCCUCGGUUCCCUCCAUCCCCGUGCAUUUGCUAACUGCUGCAGCCGAUGUAGGACAAAAAGAUGCGUAGCUAGUUAUAUUUCUCCCAGGCAGUCCUUUUCCUCUGUGUCUAUUUUGGUACACUUUGGCCUUAACCAUUGCAGGGACAAAAGGCAUCCUGUUCUGCAGCUCUCAUCUGCUUCUGCAGCCGUUGCGUGGUUGGUGGGGCUCUAGGAGAUGUUAACUAGGUUGAGGCAGGUUCACGUGGGGCUUGAGGUGAUACUGCAGCAAAGGAGUAGUUAUUUAACCAUACAGCUGUUCAUUCCCUCUCUGAUCGUUCUCACGUCGAGUACCUGGGGCAGAUUUGAUGAUGUGCGUGUCGUAGGCCUGCUGCUUCCUCCCCACGGCUAGUGUGCAACACCUCGCUUGUAGACAACGUAUGACAGCUUCCCCGGGGAUGAGCUUUACUGUGUCUGCUACAAGUAUUGCUCUGAGCUUGGGCUCUUGCUUCUCACCGCAACUCGAUGCUCUGCCUGGAUCCUUUGUUAUACCUAACCUUAAUUUUGUUUCUUUGAACACAAAAGUAGGCUGCAGUCUGGAAGUGUGCAUCUUGAGCUAAACAUUGCCAGGAUUUCAUCCUCCCCAGGACAUUUAGAUGAGUUGCACAAUAAUUAGGAGUUGCCUUUUUUCUGCAAUGCGUAACAGCAAGGUGCUUCCACAUCAGUUUGGGAGUCGACCCAAGGGUUUGAUGUGGGUUAGUAAAUUCAAGUAUGUGGGAUGACCAUACCCACAGCUAAGUAGCAACCAAGAUGUUAAGAUAAGAGCUGUACCUCUGCCAGCUCUCCCAUCUACUUGCUUACAGUCCUGCGCUGGCUCCGGUUGCUGCAGUGGGUGGCGAUGCAGGGGGCCACCAGGACCAGGGACCAUCAGAGCCCACACAUGGGACCUGGGUCACAGUGGCAACAGAGACCUGAACUAGUCAAGGGACCACUGCCCACACGUUGUAUAUCACAGUAUAACUACAAAGGGAAGGUGUAAACAGCUUUAUUCUGGGUACCGCAGGACCCAACCUAUUGUAAUCUUCCUUUUUUUGCCUCAUGGGACUUCUCACUCUUGCCUGGUGCUUAAGGCAGCUGCUCUGGAGAGUGUGUGGAUGUUUCUGUCCUGGGAUCGGCGUGUGCCAGCGUGCAGUCUGCAUGUAAGCUUGCUGCAUCCCAGCCCCUGUGCUCGGUAACAGCAUUUUCUGCUUACGCCAGCACAGUCAUCCCUCAGUGCUGUCGGGGUGAGCCUUUCAGUUAACAAGUGAUAAGUUCCUUUUAGCUAUCUUAUUAAAAAAAAAAGAAGGCGGCGGCAAAGGAGGGAGGUGCUAGAGUCACCUGAUGAACCUUUUCGUGGAUGCUGCCAUUUUUUUAACUGUGGGUUAUCUUGGUGAAGGCAUAUUACAGACCCUUUUAUUUUAAAACCAGCUUAAAACGGUCAGUUUAUUUGGAAGUGCGUGUUUUGUGCUGACAUGUGUGCAUCCCCAAGCAAACCCACAAUCCAGAGCGUAAGGCAGAGGUGGUGUCCAUUUACUCCCCCCUGCAGCAGCAACCUGCAGUUUAACCUGUUGCUUUUCUCACCUCUUAGGAGACACCCUCUAAAGUACGGAUAACCUCUCUAAACAUGCUUAUCCCUUCUCAGACAACCCGCAGCCACACAAGGUUUCAACAGCAGCCCAUGGUUUCUGAAAGCUUCUUGCCAUUUCCGAGACGAUCUAAGAAUGGGAAGGCACUGCAACUGCAAACCUGGCAAAGAUGCAGUCGCUUUUGCUGGCUAACCUGUAAAGGAAAAGAUGUCACCCCCAAAGUGUUUCUGCAAGCUCCGCAAAAGAGGAACAGAAACAUAAAGGAGCAAGCUCUUGAGGCAGGAGCCAAAAGGUAAGAGUGAAGACUGAGCCAUAGCUUGGACUUUGCAGGCUGUUUUGGAGAGCACGGCAGCUCUCUGGGGUGGCCUGGUCUGCCACCCCUGUUGCUCAUCUCUGAACCUCCUCCUGAGCUAGGCUCUGAAGUGCCCUCCUCAGAGAGGUGCAGCCUUCUCAGCCCCUCUGUGCCACAGGAGGAGAAAAGCACCACCUGGAAGAUCCUUUUAACUUCCUCACCUUCUCAGGCUCUCCACAAAGUGAAGUUCAUCCUCCUCCUCCAUCCUGCAGCCCUUCAGCUGUUGCAAUAAGCCCUAGAGGUGCUCUCUCUGCUUGCUCAAAAUCUACGCCGACCUCUUCCUUUCGGCGAGGCUGAAGAUGCUGUGCAAAAAGCAAACAAGCGAGAAGCUAAGGCAUGGGUAUUUUUCACUUGCCUCAGCCUAAACACCAGCCUCCUCCAGGCUUUCAGUCUUCCAAGAGCUUCCCACCUUUCUAGCCAAGCAGUUUGUUUUCUAGAAGAAGAAAAACUGUGGUAGUUUUGUGGUAGCAAUAUCUGGAUUCCUCUUUUACUAGUGAAGGUAUUUUCUCCCUCUCCUUUGAAUUUCAUAUCAAAGCAGAUACUAAUGUGAAAUAAGAGUUGUAAUAUCAGGAAAGGGGAGAUGACAACAGAGCAUUCCUCUGCACAGGGCUUGAUGCAAUUUGAAGCUGCUUGUAGAAGACUGGCUGGAAGGUAAACUGAUUUGGCCUAAAAAAAGCUGGUGCUGUUAAACUUUGUUAGUGAUUCUUCAGUAGAUGGUCCAAAAUAGCUUUUUCGUGACCUGUGACCUCUAGGAAAGAUAACUGUAUUUUUUAUCUGCGAUUGAAUGUGCAAUUCGUGCUGGCAGAAGGGCAGAAACUUUGGUUCUUUAGAAACCAUCUCAGGAUGGCACUUACUGUCAAAAACAUUGCAUGGAAACUUAAAGAAAACAAAUGAAAAAUCACACAUCUGAAUCAACACCAGGCAAGCGUUUGCAGAGCGUUGUGGCUGAGCUAGCCAACCACGCUGAAUUCUGGUUAUACACGAGUUGUAAUCCACCUUUCUGCCUUCAUGGCCAUGCAAAACUUCUGAUAAACAUGUGUGUACCCUGAGAAGGGGUUGCAAUUAGACGAGCCAGGAGCUCCUGUGUUUGCAGCAUCCUGCUUUGUACCUAGGCUCGAUCCAUUGACUGCGGAGGUGUCACCCUGCGCUCCCCCCCCAAGCAAAAGCAGUCCCCUCUGAUCUUCCCGUGUCGUGUCUGUGCUGCAACUCCCAUGCAAGGUGGUAGGGGUGCAUUUCAAGGGCAGUACUUGGUCAUCAGCUGUUGUCUAGGAUGCUGUGACUUUUGGUACAGCAGGAACAAAAAGAUUUCUGGUUGAAUUUCUAAUCAGGAGAUUGUUUUCUGCCAAGCUCCCCACCCCCACUGCCAUUUCAACUGUACGUUAUUCUCUUUUUCUUUCCACUGGUCCUGUUACGCGCCGCUCAACAGCUGCUGCAUUUAAUCCCAGAAGCUGUAGUUGGUAGCGAGCAAAGUGAUCUCCAUAUAACCUCUAUCUUACUCGUAAGUGUGCAUUAUGAAGCUUAACCGAUGGUAAUAAAAUGUUUUGCUUUCAACAUGCGGUCCCAGUGGUCCAAUGUUCCCUUCUUCAGGCACCAUCAUUACAGCAGGGCGAUGAAUUGGAGUUAUUCUGCUACCCUGCAGGAACGUGCUUCAUAAAGCUGGACGCAGGCAUCAUCGACGUCUAGCGACGCGUGUGGAUACCCAGCAAGAAGAGAUGGAGGACACCGAGCAGAGCGUUUUUUGCAGCGGCGAGUUGGUGGUGCUGGCAUCCCCAGGUAGGAGCAGCAGCUGUGGGCACAAGGUCCCUGUGAAUAAAUUUGUCAUGUACACACUGCUCCCCUGGAUGCAUUUGCUCUUUGAUGAAGAUCGUAUCUUGAUGGUCAAGGAAAAACUGCUGCAACGGGAGGACUGCCAGAGGUGCUUGGUGUCUUGCUCAGCUGUGACUCAACUGUGCAGGUUCACGUCUCCAUGAGAUAGUCUUGCAGUGCAGUCUUGUCUUAGAGCCUCUUCAGGGACUACGGUGGUAUGUGAGGGAGCAGAAACAGAUUGCAUGCCUGCUUCUUGGGGUAUUUUUCCAUUCCUUUCACAACUGUUCUGCAGGUUCAUGGUUUUAUACAUGGCUUUUUCUUUCCUGCAUACAAAAAUGGGCAUUUUUAUGUCAUCCUGAACGAUGGAUAUUUUUGUGCGGGGCUGGGGGAGAAGAUGCUUCUCCUCCACCUUUAAGUAACUAUGCAAAGUGCAGAAAGUCUGCAUCUGGAAUUUCAUUUUGGUUUGCACAUCAUUGGUGCUUUUAUUGACAGCAUCUUUUCACGUAUAAAUAAUUUAAAGGUUGUAUGAUUUUCCUUCUCUAAACUGAAAGCAUGAAUUUCAAAGCAGGGAUCUCCAAGCUUCAUUUCUGUGAUACGGUGGGUUGCAUUAGCCCUACAGCUGGGAUUUGUUGAACAAGACAUGGUUCCCUAUGCUUGAAGUUUAUAGGGUUUAGUUUCAAAGCGGAAUUUCCGAGGCAGAGUGCCCCCAGACCGGUAGCAGUACAUAUCUGAAUAUAUAGCUUUUUCAGGCAACAAUAACACAGCCUGUUUCUGGAGAUUGCCAUUUUGUAAACAAGCUUCUUCUUGAGCAGCACAGCUAGGACUACAAAAGAUGGAUGAUUAUUUCUUCCCAGAAUCAGUCUUCUGCUGCAGGAUCUGUUUUUUGUUGCGAUAAUUAGCAUAGAAUUAAAAAUGGCCCCGCAUCUUCAGUUCACAUGAUGACUCUGAUACCGAGCGAUCUGGGAUCAUGUUUUACUCGGCAAGAGGCUGUGUCUGCGAAUCGCUUUAUUUACCACUGGAAAUCAGCAUUUAAUUGUGGCUCACAGAUAUCUGCAGGCUUCGACGCAGCAAAAGCCUCCGCCUCCAAAAAUAAAACGUUGCUUCUAAUAAACUUUCAAAUGAGUUGUUUUUUUGGAGACUGGACAAGUUGCCAAGAAUAUUUAGGUGAAAGUCUAGCACGCUGGCUGAAGCAGGAUUUUACAAAUACCUUUAGAACCCAGAGCGCAGGCUGAAGGUGGGGUCACAGGCUAGCACGCAGCCUUUUCUCCCAGAAAACCUGUAAUAGCUUUUCUUUUUAAAAGUUUCCACAGGAUUGCCAGUCCAGGUGGAGGCAGAAUUGCAAUGAGUCUCCGACGUGGCCAAUAGUGUGUCUUUAGGACCAACUAAAGCAGCAAAAGCACAACAUGAUGUGUAAAUUUCCUUGUGAGAACAGUGCAGGGAAUUACUGUGCGAUUUGAUGCAGCAUUCUAGCAUUGGAUUUAUUACCCACUUCCAAAUCAUCUGCCAAAAACCCUUACUAUUGGAAGAACAUGUUAUGAAAAGACCUGGAAAAUGAGCAGGUUUGGUACGGCAGUUUGCAGGCUGGUAAAUCAUCAGUACAUGCAAAGUUUCGGUUGAGAUCAACGGUACUUAAACCAAAUGUUAUUCCAGGAUCUACAUAUAGCACAUGGUGAUAUAUACCAGUCUUGCAAGAUCAGGCUUGAAUACGGUCCUGCAAGAUGCCUCUUUGCCUAGCGUAAUGCUCAACGAUUGCUUUUGAUCCCGCAAGACUCCACCAUCACUUAUGAUAAAGCCGUGGCGUGCAGGCUGGCACACUUCUCCCUGUCACACUUGCUCUCCUUUGCUGAUGGACUCGCUGGGUGGCAGGGCCAUGGCCACAUACACGUGCGUGUGUACUUUCCCCAGACCUUGCUGGCUUUGGCAACGAGACUGGAUAUAUCACUUUAGCACUUUUUUGUAUCUGGAUUGUGGACUGAGAUGGUUGUGUUUCCCCACCGUACGCCUGCCCUCCUCACUGCGGGGCACCACCAACCUCAUGCUGUCCUUUUCCAGCUCCCACAUCUUUUCCAGGCUCCUUUCUUUUCACUUGUAUGUCUGCAAAAGUGGAUCUACAUCUGUAGCCCCUGGAUGCCUGACCUUGCUUUUUGCUAGUUUAAAUACAGGUCUUUGUGGCAGUAGUGGAAAUAAGUGAUUUGGGUUUGUAACUCUACCCCCCUCCCCAGGUAUUAGUGUUACCUGCUUCUGAAAAACCAUCUGCUUGCUCCCUGGUUAGGAAGAUGUCUGCGGCUGUACCUGAAGCACCACCCAACGUACCCUGCCAACCCCAGCAAGUCAAUACUUUUUAAAAGAGCUUUCCCUGUAACAAAGCUUUGUGCCCGGCUCAGACCCACCAGAUACCGGACAGCCAGCUGUUGCCUUGUACGACACCUGCAAGAGUUGACAGUGAUGCAGGCAAGGCCUGGGGAGUCACUUAAUGCUAUUCAGUGUCCUUUUUUUUGGGGUGCUUGCUGAAACAUAGUGAGAAUUGAAGGUCUGGUUUCCCAUUUUUCAUUUGCUGGUUUUGUUUUGGGAGACACACACACACACACACACCCCCCGUUUUUGCAAGCACUGAGCUCCUGUGGUGAGGGGACAGCGAGCACUGCUUGCAAGGAGCCGCUUCCAGCCUGGGGCGAGGACUGGGAUCAGCGCAGACCUUAACGGGGAGGUUUCCUGCACUGUUUCCAGUGAGCACUUGUUGCUUUUCCAGCAUGAGUAUAAAAGCAGGGUUGGGCUUGCAGCUCGACACGAGGGAACAAAAAAGCAGCUGUCAGCAGCUGGAAUGGGCAGCGGGGCAGUCAGUGGGAAGCGCAUGUUUAAAGAAAGAAAGGGGAAGUGCCUGAUGUCCGUGGGGCUGAAUCCUCCUUUUCCAGCCUUUUUCCAGGAGCAUGCUGAUCCAAAGUCCUUCUCUGGAGCCUUUUCCUUCAUGAAAACAAAGAUGGGACAUUAGUAAUGUCAAUGUUUACUAGACUGCCUUCACUGUCUUAUUCUUGCAUUAAUUGUCCUUGGACUGGUAGGGUGGUUAAGAGAAAAAAGCCAGCUUAAUGCAUAGUCGGAAAGCUUAAAAAAAAAUAAUAAAAGCAAACCACAAAUAGAUAGGUAAAUAGGCUAGCUGUAAGAUAGCGUGUAAAAGGAGGCAGCCUGCGGCGUGACUCCUCUGUAAAGUGCAUGAUAAGCGUCGGCCAAAGCUUGUUGCAGACACGGGGCAGGGUUGCUUUUGCUAGACUUUGAGUAUCCUAGUUGCAAAGACUCGUAAAUGUUCCGAGAGACUCUUGGUUUUGGGGUGGUUUAUUUUUUUUUCUGUAAGCUGUGGCCACUUGCUUUCUGAAUGGGUUUGUAGUGAUGGAGUUGAUGGAGCUGUUCUGUAUAGUAACCUAAAAGGUGUCAGUCGUUUGCUCUCGUAUGUGUUCACAAGCUGAGCUGUAGCAUUAUGCAUCUCUCUGCGAUGGUGUGAUUUGAAGCACUCUUGGUGUGGCAUGUGCAGUUGCAGUGCUGUCUGUUUUUAAUUUCACCCUUAACUAUACCCCCACGUUCUACCCGUGUUUCGGACACUGAACCAAACCGACUUUGAAACUAGCACUUUAAGUACUAGUAGUCACUUUGCUUCUGACUCGAUUGAGCACUGCACUUUUGUAAGUACUGUUAGCACUGAGUUUUGAACAGUUUAUUUUCCUCAGUCUAUUUAGCCUCUUCAGCGUGGUGUUAAUUACUUAGGGGCCAUCAGAAGAUAAUUUCGAGGUGUAUGUGACCAAUGUCUGGUGCCUGACUUCCAUUACAUAUCCUUUAGCGAUUUUAUAAAUCCGGGUACUAAACCCAUCCAAGCUUAUUUUACACAACAGAAUGAACAUCUAAAUCACUGAUGUCCAGGCAGACGUGGUGUUGUAAACUUCGAGGUCAUCCAGAGACCCAAGUGCAUGGCUUUUAGAAACACCAAAGAUACAGAAGUCUCAAAAAGGGAUCAGGAUGGUGCAAGAUUGUCUGAUUUACACUUGGAAUUGAACGGACCACAGGAUGCAAUGCAGACCUGGAGUGAGAAGCGUAGGGCAGACUCUCUUGUCUUCGGUAGGAGACCCCCAGUCUGCGUUUGCAGGGUGAGUCCAUGGGACAGCGGAGUUAAAACCAGUCUGAGAUGCUGGUAUCAAUAAAGACUGCGCUCAAGCCAUUGCAAUAAAAGCCAUCAUUGUGCCUGUACUGAAAGUGCUGUUGAGAUUGAUUGUGGGCUUAAACUACAAAAGAUAUUUUUAAGUAAAAAGACUUAGAGAUGAUUUAGAAGAUGGAGCAUAAUAACCCUGGGGUUUGCUGUUGAAUUUGAGAAGCAGAGUUAGGAGUCGGUCAGGUCUCGUGUUAGGAGGCAAUUCAGAUGCACAUCGCUAUUCUUGUUAAAUUCCUGUGGUAUUUCAGUACGGCUGGUCAGGGACCAGAGCUCCCUUGCCAGCAAGAAAUCAGUAGGGUAGAGUUUGUAGUAAACAUAGUCAUAAAUCUCUAGGAUUUGAAAUGGGAGUGAUGAUCCCUGGGAUGCAGAAUAAUCUGGGUUUUGAUGUCCUGAACCAUCCACUCUCAAUCAACCGAUGGUGUUGCGCUUCUUUAAAAGCCCUCGUGGGUUUUCCGUAGUAGCAAGUAAAUCGUGGUGGUCAUGAGGGUGCUGCGUUUCCUUCACACUGGGGUAUCCGCACUUGGGAAUCCUGCUCAUCCUCAUUGACGAGCCAAUAGUCAAUCCAAGUCCUCUGGCAAUACUCCUCGGUGGGAGUUUCUCCCCGGUGACACUUGAUGGAUAAACCCCGCCAUUACAGCAUGAUCAGUUUGAAUGGAGAGGAGUGAAUUAGGUCUUCUCCUUCACUGCUAGCAAGCAGACAUGCUGGAAAUAACCUUCAGCAGCAACAACAAAAAAGUGUCUUGGGUUUGCUUGUUGCAGCGGGUAAAGUGUUUUUCCUGACCAGCUCCAGUUUUGGUGGCUGGUUUUGCUUGGGUUCGGUUCAAGCAUCCUUCUUCAGUGGGUUCGUUCGGGUAUUCAGUGGGAACUGAAGGUAGUUAAAAUACAUGAACCUUGAGCAGCCCAAGGUAUUAUGCUCUUAUAUCCUUGAUCGUUGGAUUUAAAAAUGGAAAUGUAAAUAGAAUCCAGAACUUUUUCUUUUUUUUUUCUUGUUUCUCCCCCCAGCUAAAAUUACCCUGCAAAUCUAGCUUUAAAGAUAUAGCACCUGGCGAUGUUGCUGCUGUAUCUGAGCCCCCCAGAACGAUAGCAGCUGAGGGGACAGCCUCUUCAGAAGGUACCUCGGUGACUGAGAGCCUACACUCCACUUGCUGUCACGAGGAUAUAGGUGUACCCCUCAGAAAAUUCACACACCCCCAGCGAGCUCACCGUUCUCCUUGAGUCCUUGGAAAUUAAGCUCGUUGAGAAAGGGGGAUUUGGAACAAAUCUUUUUUCUUCUCUCUCUUUUUUUUUUAUUAUUUUUAUUUUCCCGCACAGGUGUAGUUUUUGCUCUUUUGAGUUGGCAUCUUGUCCUUCAGGAAGGUAAAAGUAAGUGUUUUCUCCUGCACGGCACACGUGAGGCCUGAAUGCAAAGCCUAGCACAGCACCUCUGGCUUUGGAAGGACCUUUUAGGCAGAAAAAAGCUCUUGUAGGGAUUUUUAGUUGUUUGGAUUUUAAGAUAGCUCAUGGGAAGCGCAUUGUAAUGGCACACAGGUGAUGUUUUAUCGACCUUUUCUUUUUCUCCAAGGGAAACAUUUUAAUUUGCCGUGAUAGUUUAGAGUUUGUUUCCUUGAAAGUCUUUUUGGACCCAUGCAAAUGCCCUUGAAAUGAGUCAAGUUUAUCAAAAUAAAUUGUGCAUUGCAGGAAGCAGUCUCAAAAUGCGCACACACCCAUGCACCUAUCCGCGUGUACGUGCAUGUGUGUGUGUGUGUAUACAUAUGGAUAGUUAUCUUAUUUCCCCAACUCUUCCUCUUUUUUUGAGGGGUUGGUUUGUUUUUUGAGUUUGUUUCCCCCGCUAUCCCCCCAGGAUAUUAACCAAAAGGUGUUUUAAAGUCAUGGCAUGAAAACUCCUAAAUGUAAAUCUGAGUACCUUGUGAUGCUAAUUAACAGGUUUAUCUAAAACUUUAUGUGAUGCUUACUAUUUUUCUUAGAAAGUUUUGUUUAAUGUUAGAUCAUUGUUCUGAAGGAUGUUGGUCCUACUGGCAUUAAACUAAUGGAAAUAAAAUGCAUGUGUUACAAGUGUAGAAACGGUGAAGAAUUAAGUGUGAACUUACUGUACGAUACUGAUUCUGUUUUCAAACAAUCUGUUUUGCUGUUCAGUAGUUGACAUAUGGAAAUGCCAAUGUACUGUAAUUUAGCACUUUUCCAAUGGACCCUGUUCUCACUAUGCCUGAGGGAGGAAGCGGGUUUUGCUGGGGGCUGUCUGAACUCAACCUCUGAACCCUUUUUUGCGUGUUUCAGCACCAGAAUUGGCCAGGGGGGAACUCAAAUUUGAGGUUUGCUCAUUGGUUCGGUGGCUGGCAUGGGGCAGAAGGGCGGUGGCUCUCCAUUUCCCUGUCCAAACCAGGACGAUUUGGGUGAAGACCUCGCUGUGGGUGGAUGGACUGGCAGCAAUCCUGAUCCACCAGCGCAUCUGCCUGGGAGCCAGGCUAGGGAUGGGCUGUCUGAGCUUGGGUGGGACGGACAUGAUCUGCAAAGCAGCCAAAGCAAUCUGCGGGCCCUGAAAUUAAAAGGCAGAAGGGUUAAACUACUGGCCACCUCCCUCCAGCCCAAAGCCUCCUUUCCUAGUGUUAACAGGGUGCAAAGUGUUACUUGUCAUGUACUGUACUGAAAGGGUUAAUUGAUCAGUGACUGUAUUGUACUGUAUGAAAACUCAUGAAUUGCCUUGUAUUGUUUCUAAUGGACUGUACCAUGUCCCCCCACCGCCCAUUCCCAACCCAUCCCCGGGUUUUCCAAAUGACGCAUGUUAUCAGUUAGGUCCUCCAAACUCUCUGGUGCUAACUCUUCCGUAUCCGAUGGUGCUUCUGCGGAUGCUAACUGACGACAUGCCGAAACAGAGCUUGAAGUUCACGUCUUUCUUGUCUGUAUCAAGUCGACACACACACACACACACACAUGCUCACGAAAAAGAAAUAAUGAUAAACUUGAAUUUGUUUCAAAGCAUCAUUGACAAUCUAAUGUUUUCUAUGUCUGCUUUUAUUUGGGAUGGCUUUUCUAGAAAGCAGCACGCCAGCACCUUCGCACCAGGAGGGGAUUUCGCCCUGUUCCUUCGGCAUCCGAGGUGAGCUGCUCCCUUGCUGCCUUGGUAGGUUCAGCCCCGGGAGGUCGGUCCAUCAGGAGCCAGUCAGGAAGAGGAGGUGCAGGUGCCUUCAAAGAUACCCAACCCUAAAAAGCAACUGGCAUCCCCGUGACCAUCUCGGAGGGGAUGAACCUGCCCCUUGCUUUGUGGCUUUUUAUGAGAAUGGAGGCAGAAAAUUGGAGUCAAAGGGCAGCUGGAGCUCCCAAAGGCACCUCCAUCUCCUCCCAGCAUCACCCAUCUCUGCUGGCAGAGGAGCCACCUCCCAAGCCUGAGGUUUUGCAGGUGACACCACCUCGGAUGGCGUGGACAGACCCAUACCCUCCCAAACCCCCUCCUGCCCCCACGCGAGCUGCUUUUUGGACAAAAUAAAAUCUGACUAUAUUUUAUAUCGAUUUGAAAACAAAGUCUGAUAUUUACCCCUGUUCUCAACUGAAUUUGCAUAUUGUUGUUUGCCACGAUAUUUGUUCUGUCUUAAAAUAAAUUUGCUUACUUGUGUAGUCUUAA